AUGUCUUCGGCGCCCGAGAAGCAGCAGCCACCGCACGGCGGCGGCGGCGGCGGCGGCGGCGGCGGGGGAGGCGGCGCGGCCAUGGACCCCGCGUCGUCCGGCCCGUCCAAGGCCAAGAAGACGAACGCCGGCAUCCGGCGCCCGGAGAAGCCGCCCUACUCGUACAUCGCGCUCAUCGUCAUGGCCAUCCAGAGCUCGCCCACCAAGCGCCUGACGCUCAGCGAGAUCUACCAGUUCCUGCAGAGCCGCUUCCCCUUCUUCCGCGGCUCCUACCAGGGCUGGAAGAACUCCGUGCGCCACAACCUCUCGCUCAACGAGUGCUUCAUCAAGCUGCCCAAGGGCCUCGGGCGGCCGGGCAAGGGCCACUACUGGACCAUCGACCCGGCCAGCGAGUUCAUGUUCGAGGAGGGCUCCUUUCGGCGGCGGCCGCGCGGCUUCCGAAGGAAAUGCCAGGCGCUCAAGCCCAUGUACAGCAUGAUGAACGGGCUCGGCUUCAACCACCUCCCGGACACCUACAGCUUCCAGGGCUCUGCCGGCGGCCUCUCGUGCCCGCCCAACAGCCUGGCGCUGGAGGGAGGUCUGGGCAUGAUGAACGGCCACUUGCCGGGCAACGUGGACGGCAUGGCUUUGCCCAGCCACUCGGUGCCCCACCUGCCUGCCAACGGCGGCCACUCGUACAUGGGCAGCUGCGGCGGCACGGCGGCCGGCGAGUACCCGCACCACGACGGCUCGGUGCCUGCCUCGCCGCUGCUGCCCGCGGCGGCUGGCGGGGUCAUGGAGCCCCACGCCGUCUACUCGGGCUCAGCGGCCGCCUGGCCUCCCUCUGCCUCGGCGGCGCUCAACAGCAGCGCCUCCUACAUUAAGCAGCAGCCCCUGUCCCCCUGCAACCCCGCGGCCAACCCCCUGUCCGGCAGCCUCUCCACGCACUCCCUGGACCAGCCAUAUCUGCACCAGAACAGUCACAACGCCCCUGCUGAGCUGCAAGGCAUCCCGCGGUAUCACUCGCAGUCACCCAGCAUGUGUGACCGAAAGGAGUUCGUCUUCUCUUUCAACACCAUGGCAUCCUCGUCCAUGCACUCGGCCGGCGGCGGCUCCUACUACCAUCAGCAGGUCACCUACCAAGACAUCAAGCCCUGCGUCAUGUGA
Molecule: messenger RNA, 1146 nt
Organism: Rangifer tarandus platyrhynchus (Svalbard reindeer)
Lineage: Eukaryota; Metazoa; Chordata; Mammalia; Artiodactyla; Cervidae
Source: the annotation of a GenBank genome assembly